Molecule: messenger RNA, 1231 nt
Organism: Dufourea novaeangliae
Lineage: Eukaryota; Metazoa; Arthropoda; Insecta; Hymenoptera; Halictidae
Gene: kune
Exons: 2
Coding region: 137-775 (212 amino acids)
Biological process (GO): septate junction assembly; regulation of tube size, open tracheal system
Cellular component (GO): membrane; septate junction
Source: RefSeq, a predicted model, not a curated record
CAUUAGUCUGUGUGUACAUAUUUCAACAUAACCACACGCUGCAGCCGUCAAAAAAUUAAAUUUUUAUUAUCCGAUAAUAAUAAAGAACGGAACGUUCAGCAUUUGAAUACCAUCGUAUUAACAACCGAAUGACAUAAUGGGCAAAACUCGAAAUGGAAAGGCUGCUGCUAUAUGCACAACAAUUGCGUUCCUUUUAAUAGUGAUCGCAUUCACCACACCCAAUUGGCUUGAAACAGACGGAAAAUUGGAAAAUCCGAAAUUUAUUAGACUUGGUUUAUGGCAGGUAUGUUUCCAAGGAUUUGAACAUCCCCAUCACCUGUAUGAUACCAAAUUUUAUGGUUGUUGGUGGGUGUUUGAAGAAGAAUAUUACAUAAUUCAUGAUAUUCUUCUGCCAGACUUUUUUGUAGCAACACAGUUCUUCUUCACACUGUGUAUGACUUUAUUGUUAAUAGGAAGUUUCUUAACAAUAUUGUAUACAUGUUGUUCACAACAUCAUGAUAAAUAUCAAUUACUCUUAUGGACAACUGGUGGAAACUUAUUGUUAGGUGGAGUAUGUGGUAUCAUAGCUGUUAUUAUAUUUGGAGCACGAGGGGAUGGAAGAGAUUGGAUGCCCAAUUGGGAGCACAAUGACAUCAGUUGGUCUUAUGCACUGGCUGUGCUUGGUACCUUUAUUCUGGUCAUUGCAGGAGUUCUCUUCUUAAUUGAAGGACGCAGAUAUAAGAAAAAGCAAGAGAGAAUAUUAAAUGAAGAACAGAAGACUCAUACAACCAUCUAAUUACAGUUUUCGUUAAUAACAACAAUGAAUUUCGUAUAAAUUAUUUGGAAUCAUGAAAAUCUGCACAUGGCUCCUUUGAGUGCAAGCACAGUCUAUGUAGAAUUAUUUUGAAUAAGCUCAGCGCCAAUUUUUGAAGACUUAUAUAUUUUUAUAUUUAUACGCAUUAUUUUCAUAACUAUUAUUUACAUUGCAUGCAAGCGUCUGUAUUAACUUAUCAACGCAGUAGUAACUUCAACGUAUUUUUUUACCAGAAAAGGGGCAACCAAAAGUUGAGAGAAAUAUUUUGUAUAUCCUUAUAAUGUUUAAUACAAGUAAAUUAUGCAUUUAGUACUCGUUUUUGUAGAAUAAUUAACGCUAUAAAUCCGUCCAUAGAAUUAAGGAAUCUGAUGUGAAGAGUCCAAGAGUCUGUAAAUAAGAAUAUCAGACAUGUAACUGAAACCAUAGCAUGGUUUAGAC